Molecule: messenger RNA, 2661 nt
Organism: Peromyscus californicus insignis
Lineage: Eukaryota; Metazoa; Chordata; Mammalia; Rodentia; Cricetidae
Gene: Gdpd2
Product: glycerophosphodiester phosphodiesterase domain containing 2
Exons: 16
Coding region: 365-2059 (564 amino acids)
Biological process (GO): lipid metabolic process
Cellular component (GO): membrane
Molecular function (GO): glycerophosphodiester phosphodiesterase activity
Source: RefSeq, a predicted model, not a curated record
CCCUCGCCUCCUAGAACCAGGACAAAGCCCUCUGGCAGUGACUGGGAGGGAAACAGGAGGAGGGACAGAGGAAUGGGAAAGGCUGCACAAAGGAAUUCCUCACACCAAGCCCCCUGGCCGCCAGCUCCAGCGAGGAAAGAACCGACCUCCUUUCCCGCUCACUCGCACCCAUCUUCGGCUGGGCUCCGGCCAUAGAGCUUCUUCAGGCCUUCCGAGAGGACCCACACUUCUUCCUGUAGGUGGCAACAGUGACACCUGUUUGAUCAGUGAGGCUGAGCCAGGGACUGCCAGAGGGAGGAGGCAGACUACUCGGAGAGGAGCUGGGAAGCAGAGCUGCGCACCCCCUGAGUACAAGGUCUUCGCCAUGACUGAGUCACCCGGCUGCUGCUCCAUCUGGACCCGCCGCCUCCAGUGCCUGUAUAGCUGCCACUGGAGGAAAUAUCCUAAACAGAGGAGGCAAACCAGCAAGUGUGACUGCGUCUGGUUUGGCCUGCUCUUCCUCACCUUCCUCCUGUCCCUGGGCUGGCUGUACAUCGGGCUCAUCCUUCUCAAUGAUCUACACAACUUCAACGAAUUCCUGUUCCGCCACUGGGGUCACUGGAUGGACUGGUCCCUGGUACUCCUGCUGGUCACCUCUCUACUGGUCACAUAUGCAUCCUUGCUAUUGCUCCUGGGCCUGCUCCUGCAGCUCUGUGGACAUCCUCUGCAUCUUCACAGUCUCCACAAGGUGCUACUGCUCCUCAUUAUGCUUCUGGUGGCCACUGGCCUGGUGGGACUGGAUAUCCAAUGGCGGCAGGAGUGGUAUAGUUUACGACUGUCACUGCAGGCAACAGCCCCGUUCCUUCACAUCGGAGCAGUUGCUGGAAUCACCUUCCUGGCCUGGCCUGUGGCUGAUACCUUCUACCGUAUCCACCCAAGAGGCCCCAAGGUUCUACUACUGUGCGUAUUUUUUGGAGUCACCCUGGUCAUCUACUUGGCCCCCAUAUUCAUCUCCUCCCCCUGCAUCAUGGAACUCAGAGACUUACCCCCCAAGCCUGGGCUGGUGGGACACCGAGGGGCCCCCAUGCUGGCCCCGGAGAAUACCCUGAUGUCCCUGCGGAAGACAGCUGAAUGUGGAGCUGCUGUGUUUGAGACAGAUGUGAUGGUCAGCUCUGACGGAGUCCCCUUUCUCAUGCAUGAUGAGCGGCUGAGCAGGACUACCGAUGUAGCCUCUGUGUUUCCAGAGCGAAUGUCAGCUCACAGCAGUGACUUUUCCUGGGCUGAACUGCAGAGACUCAAUGCUGGAGCCUGGUUCCUAGAGAGACAGCCGUUCUGGGGGGCCAAAGAGCUGUCAGGCUCUGACCGGCGGGAGGCUGAGAAUCAGACAGUACCAGCAUUAGAGGAACUACUGAAAGCAGCAGCAGCCCUCAACCUCUCCAUCAUGUUUGACUUGCGCCGACCCCCAAGAAACCACACAUACUAUGAGACUUUUGUGAAUCAGACGCUGGAGGCUGUGUUGAAUGCAGGCGUGCCCCAAGCCAUGGUUCUUUGGCUGCCGGAUGAAGAUCGUGCUUAUGUGCAGCAUCGGGCUCCCAGAAUGCGCCAGAUAUAUGGCCAUCAGGAUGACAACGGGACAGAGACGCUCCAGUUUCUCAACCUACCCUAUCAAGACCUUCCGGUGUUGGAUAUCAAGGCACUGCACCACAGCAAUGUCUCCGUGAACCUAUUCGUAGUGAACAAGCCCUGGCUCUUUUCCCUGCUCUGGUGUGCAGGGGUAGAUUCAGUCACCACCAACGACUGCCAGCUGCUGCAGCACAUGCGUUACCCCCUCUGGCUUCUUCACCCUCAAACUUACUUAAUGAUAUGGAUCAUCACCAACUGUGCCUCCAUUCUACUGCUUUCGUGUAUCUUCCUCCUCCUAGGUUUGGAGACUCCCUGGGUUGUAAGGUCGUCUUGCUGCAAGUUGGUGGAACUCGCAAUAGAAAGACUUUCUCUCCAUAGGAGAUGUGCUAAGAGAAACAGAGCUGGCUUAGAAACAGCCGUGCUGCUAACCAAGAUCAACAACGUCAUGGCGGAGUGAAUACCGAACUCAUGCCCCCAUCAUCUGCAGUCUAAUGCCCGUGUGCACUGGCCAAGGGGAAGGAAAGGAGCUGAAGUGGAAUGUCCCGGCAGAAAAUGUUUGCAGGAGGGGAGCAUGGCUUUUGAACUGAGGGCCCUCUGUCCAGAUGGUGGGCCUGUCUCGAGCUGCCAUGGAAUUUGCUGCCUUUGAUAUUUUGACAAAAAUUAGUUGGAAAGACAGUGAGUGACAAGAAGUUACUCCCAAAAUGAAAUUAAAACAAGGAAGUGAGCGAGAUUGCCAAGAUAAUGCCGUGGGCCUGUGUGCACAUGUACUUGGGUAGAAGACGCAGGGUGUGUCAGGGUGGGAUAGCUCAGAAUGAUGACUGGAGGAAAUUUGGCAAAAUGGCCUUUCCUGGAGUACUUUAAGAUGAUGAAGACAGUCCCCACUCUAUGCCCUUUCUCUCCUCACCCUCUCAAUUUAGCUUCUUUCCUGCCUACAGGUUGGGAGCUAAAAAGCUCAUUUAGCAACACAAUUCUGUGCCUACGGUGGCUUUUUGUUGUGAGCAAUGAAUGGUUCCUGUAUCUUGCCUGUUAAUCUGGUAUUCAAUGAAUUUUUAAUUGUCA